Molecule: messenger RNA, 3816 nt
Organism: Fusarium sp. VM40
Lineage: Eukaryota; Fungi; Ascomycota; Sordariomycetes; Hypocreales; Nectriaceae
Source: the annotation of a GenBank genome assembly
AUGGCAGGUAUAGAUGCUCUCCUUGAAGGAGGGCCUCAAGAGACCGGUCAGCGUAAACCUGCUACUCAACAGCCUGAGGAGCUCAAACGUCACCUGGAGAAGCUCCUCCUCUCGCCUUCACCUGAGUUCUCACCUGAGUGGCUCAACCGUCUUCAACAACGAUGGGACUUCGAAGCUGACUACACGUCUCUGUUCAAGGUGGCUCCACCACAUACUCGAACUCUUACCAGAUUUCAACGUCAUGGACUUGAAGGCCGUGUCACAGGUUAUAAGAACGUCACUGUCCCCGCAAAUAGUGCUACAGCCAAGAACUCGACAAGUCUAUCCAGGAAACCUGCAAACCGUGCUGACUUUGUGAGAGGUGCUGCCGGCUUUUUCCCGUUCGCUCCUGGUGGUCUGGAGGGUAUUGAAGCUACAGCAGCGUUUGAGGACUCGGUUCACACAGGAGGUCUUGCGGAGACUAGUAAUACAGGAAACAGGCUAGAACGAGUGAUCCAGCUUGGCGCUGAGGGUGGGCUACUCGAGAUAGCACCAGGAUUGAGCAGAGGAAUCGACUUCACCAAGAAAAAGACAACUGUAAGCCAAGAAGAUGCAAAUGCUGUUAAGGAAGUGCUCGAAGAGGAUCCAGAGGAAGCAAGAAACGAGCCUGAGGAUAGCAAUGAGGCCUCUCCAGAUACUGCGCCAGCGGAUCAGACUUCCGAUGCUGGGGAGGAUGGUGACGACAUCGACGACAUCUUACCGGUCGAAUUCCCUGCCCUGGAGCCUCAUGGAGUCCUUGCAGCCUCGAGCGCCCGUAAGGCUGGUCGCGAGUGGGCGCAUAUGGUCGAUAUCAACCAUGACAUGUCGAAUUUCCGAGAACUUGUGCCUGACAUGGCUUAUGAAUGGCCUUUUGAACUCGACACUUUCCAGAAGGAGGCAGUUUAUCACCUAGAGAACGGCGAUUCGGUAUUUGUUGCAGCGCAUACUUCCGCUGGCAAGACUGUUGUAGCAGAGUAUGCCAUUGCACUGGCUGCGAAGCACAUGACAAAAGCCAUAUAUACUUCCCCGAUCAAAGCACUGAGCAACCAAAAAUUCCGCGACUUUCGACAAACGUUUGAUGAGGUGGGUAUCCUCACUGGUGAUGUUCAGAUCAACCCCGAGGCCAGCUGCUUGAUCAUGACAACUGAGAUUCUCCGAAGUAUGCUCUACCGAGGAGCUGAUAUAAUUCGUGAUGUCGAAUUUGUUAUCUUUGACGAAGUUCAUUAUGUCAACGAUUUUGAGCGAGGUGUUGUAUGGGAAGAAGUCAUCAUCAUGCUACCUGAGCAUGUGUCACUCAUUCUAUUAUCUGCGACAGUGCCAAACACUAAAGAGUUCGCAUCUUGGGUCGGUCGGACUAAACAAAAAGACAUAUAUGUCAUUUCUACGCCAAAGCGACCUGUGCCCCUUGAACAUUAUCUUUGGGCUGGGAAGGACAUUCACAAGAUCGUGGAUUCCGAGAAGAAGUUCAUCGAGAAGGGUUGGAAAGAUGCGCACUUUGCUAUUCAGGGAAAGGAUAAGGUAAAGCCUGCGGAGACUACUGUUGCCACUCGUGGAGGUAACCCACGAGGCAAUCAGCGUGGCGGGCCCCAGCGUGGUGGUCCUCAACGAGGUGGACGUGGUGGUGGCCCACAAAGAGGGGGUAACCAACAGCGUGGUCGCGGCGGACCACCUCGAGCAAGCCAUGCUCCCGGCCAUAUGGGCCGUGGAGGCCGCGCCGGCGGCUUUUCAUCUGUUGCGCAGGACAAGAAUCUUUGGGUUCAUCUUGUCCAAUAUCUCAAGAAGCAGAGCCUUCUUCCAGCCUGUAUCUUUGUGUUCUCGAAGAAACGAUGCGAGGAGAAUGCGGAUGCUCUCAGCAAUCAAGACUUCUGUACUGCUUCCGAGAAGAGUCAUAUUCACAUGAUAAUCGAGAAGUCGGUCGCGCGCUUGAAGCCAGAUGAUAGACAGCUUCCACAAAUCGUCAGGCUGAGGGAACUUCUGGGUAGAGGUAUCGCUGUUCAUCAUGGUGGAUUGUUGCCCAUUGUAAAGGAACUGGUAGAGAUUCUGUUUGCUCAGACUCUGGUUAAGGUGUUGUUUGCCACAGAGACAUUUGCUAUGGGUCUGAAUCUACCUACACGAACAGUAGUAUUUUCCGGAUACCGCAAACACGACGGGCACUCGUUCAGAAAUCUAUUACCUGGAGAGUACACCCAGAUGGCUGGUCGGGCUGGACGUCGUGGUCUGGAUACUGUUGGCUCGGUCAUCAUUGUGCCGCCAGGAGGCUUGGAUGAUGCGCCCCCUGUAGCAGAUCUACGGAACAUGAUAUUGGGAGAACCUUCAAAGCUACGGUCGCAAUUCCGACUAACAUACAACAUGAUUCUGAACCUCCUGCGGGUAGAGGCGCUGAAGAUCGAAGAGAUGAUCAAGCGCAGUUUCUCUGAGCAUGCUACCCAACAAUUGCUCCCUGAGCAUGAGAAAGAUGUGAAGAUAGCACAAGCGGACUUGGCCAAGGUCAAGCGAGACUCAUGUGACAUCUGUGAUGUUUCGAUGGACGAAUGUCACCAAGCUUCACAGGACUUCAAGCGACUUACUUUCGAGCUAUAUAAGGGUCUGCUGGCCAUUCCAAUAGGACGCAGAAUGUUUUCUCAGCAUCGUCUUGUGGUUUUUAACUGGGACGGCAUUCGUUCUAUUGGUAUUCUUCUGGCAGACGGUGUUAGCAACAAGGGCACAUCAGAAGAUCCGACACUGCACGUAUGUGCCAUCAAAUCCCUUCGGGAUCGACGCGAUGCUACCGAUCAGCUGCCAUUUGUCCCCACGUUCCGCAAAUACUUCCAUGAGCUCCCGAAGAGCAAAAAGAGGGUGCAAACUAAGACGCUACAUGUUCCUCUGAGUGACGUGGAGUGUCUUACGAGAUGGGUCACAAAGGGUAUUAUACCUGAGAUCUUCCAGGGGGGCGAUGGCUACCAUCAAGCAAAGGAUCGUCUCCAGGAUCUGUGUGGCUCGUGGGAUGAUAGAUGGGAAGAAGUGGACCUUUCUCGAAUUAAGCAGCUACAGCUACAGGAAAUUGUCGAGAAGAGGGUCGAGUUGGUGAAGACGAUAUCUGAGUCACCUGCUGAGAAGUGUUCGAACUUCUUGAAGCAUUUCGCUAUGUGCCAUGAUGAAUGGCUUAUCAAGGAGCAUAUUUCUCAGCUACAGCAAUCGCUCUCGGAUCAGAAUCUUCAGCUUCUUCCCGAUUACGAACAACGAGUUCAGGUGCUCAAGGAGCUUGGAUUCAUCGAUGACGCUACCCGGAUCCAGCUGAAGGGCAAGGUUGCCUGCGAAAUUCACUCUGGUGAUGAACUGGUUCUUACUGAGCUUAUUCUCGACAACGUUCUCGCCGACUACGAGCCUGCCGAAAUCGCCGCUCUCCUAUCGGCCUUUGUAUUCCAGGAGAAAACAGAUAUGGAACCCUCCCUAACAGGUAACCUCGAGCGUGGUAAAGAGACCAUUGUUGCCAUCUCAGAGAAGGUGAACGAUGUGCAGACUCGAUUACAGGUCAUUCAGUCCACGGAUGACUCCAAUGACUUUGUCUCUCGGCCACGGUUCGGUCUUAUGGAAGUAGUGUAUGAAUGGGCUCGCGGAAUGAGUUUCAAGAAUAUCACUGGGUUGACGGAUGUGCUGGAAGGUACGAUUGUCCGAACCAUCACACGACUGGACGAGACAUGCCGUGAGGUCAAGAACGCCGCCAGAAUUGUGGGUGAUCCGGAGUUGUAUCUAAAGAUGCAGCAGGCGCAGGAGAUGAUCAAGCGGGAUAUCACCGCAGUGGCAAGUCUUUACAUGUGA